GGAGCAUCUCCGCGACCCUUUCAGGGUGCCUGGCCGUUCUUGGGUCUGCAGCACUGUCGCCCUCCCAAUGGGGCCACACUAGCCCAGCGUAGCCGCCCCAGCCUGGGGUUCGGGGCUGGGGGCUCCGCCUUGUCUCUCCUCCCACGUCUCUCAGGCUCCUACCCCCCAGGAGGAAGUUACACUCUAUUGUGAGUAAACAGAAUGUGCAUAUUUGGGGGGCGGGUAGGGCCCCGAGUGCCCCCUUCCUUGCUGCGCAGUGGGUAUUCCGCGAGCUCGGCGCGCCCAGCCCAGACUACAAGUCCCAACAAGCUUCGCGGCGGCGGCGAGGGGGCGUGCCCGACGUGACGCUGCGUGAGGUAGCGCGGCGCGACGUGACUGGGCGGGCCCCAUGAGCCGCUACGUGCUGCCUCUGUCCUUGGCCGGGACCCUGCUGGGGGGCGCCGUGCUGCUCCGGGACUCGGUGGGCGGCGGGAGCUGCCCCAGCAAAGCCACCAUCCAUGGGAAGACAGUCAUUGUCACAGGAGCCAAUACUGGCAUCGGGAAGGAGACCGCCCGAGAGUUGGCUCGGAGGGGAGGUCGCAUCAUCCUGGCCUGUCGGGACAUGGACAAGUGUGAGGCAGCGGCCAAAGAGAUCCGGGGGGACACACUCAACCACCGAGUGGAUGCCCGGCCCUUGGACCUGGCCUCUCUGAAGUCCAUCCGGGCUUUUGCCAAGAAGAUCGUGGAGGAGGAGGAGCAUGUGGACGUUCUGAUCAAUAACGCCGCUGUGAUGAGGUGCCCCCACUGGACAACCGAGGACGGCUUUGAAAUGCAGCUGGGGGUCAACCAUUUGGGUCACUUCCUUCUGACCAACCUGCUGCUAGAGAAGCUGAAGGCCUCGGGGGCCUCGAGAGUCAUCAGUGUCUCCUCGCUGGCUCACAUCGUGGGCCACCUGGAUUUCGAGGACCUGAACUGGGAGCGGCGGCCCUACGAGGCCAAGGCUGCAUACUGCCAGAGCAAGCUGGCCGUGGUGCUCUUCACCAGGGAGCUCAGCCGGCGGCUGGAAGGGACCCCAGUCACUGCUAACGCCCUGCACCCUGGGGUAGCCAGCACUGAGCUGGGCAGACACACGGGCAUGCACAAGUCCACCUUUUCCAGCACAGUCCUCGGCCCCUUCUUCUGGUUGCUGGUAAAGACACCCAAGUUGGCAUCCCAGCCGAGCGUCUACCUGGCUGUGGCUCCGGAGCUCAGUGGGGUCUCCGGCAAGUAUUUUAACGCCUUCCAAGAGAAGGACCCAGCUCCCCAGGCUCAGGACGAUGAGGCAGCUCAGAAGCUUUGGGCCUACAGUGCUCAGCUGGUGGGGCUGGAGGAGGCCGAAGCCCUGAAGGCAGGAUCCCCUGUGAAAAUCACUAACGCUCGGAGCUCGUGACCCCCUCCCCCAGGACCCCGGGGUCCUGUCCCACACCUCUUCCUCCUGCCUCUGAUACUCUGUAGGCCCAGGCUUGGGUGGGCUCAGGCCAGCCCCUGCCCCUUCCUCGUUUGAACAGCAGGGAUCGGGUGGGCCGUGCUCUCCAAAGGCUCAGGAGCUGGGGGUCCCGGACCCCCAGGGCAGUCAGUCAGAAGGUGAAGGCCAGGGAUCCUUCCUCAGAAUUACGGUCCCAAAUGCAUGAAAGGCUAGACACACGAAAGAAACAUCCUAGCAGAUAGGGAUGUGUGGCUUAGACAAGUUCACAGAUCCUGGCUCACAAGCCCCUGCUCCCAACUCAAGGGAUCUUCUGGGAGCCCCCAAGCCCUCCAGGCCUCUCCCCAUUCAGUGAUCAGUUCAACGAGGGGACCUCUGAACCUCCUCCAGCUCGGAUGCCCCAGCAGGGGCAGGAGAGCCUGGGCAUGAAUGGUUUUUAAUUCAUAAUGGAAGGAAUUGCUUGAUUUCAGUUAAGAAUUAGUGAAAAUAAAGAUACAGGUGUCCGUCCCCCCCCCGCCAUGA
Messenger RNA from Trichosurus vulpecula (common brushtail), 1963 nucleotides. It is a transcript of the gene RDH13, whose product is annotated as retinol dehydrogenase 13. The coding region runs from base 389 to 1408 and encodes 339 amino acids. Gene Ontology annotation, molecular function: oxidoreductase activity. The record is from RefSeq and is a predicted model, not a curated record. The transcript has 7 exons. Lineage: Eukaryota; Metazoa; Chordata; Mammalia; Diprotodontia; Phalangeridae.